Molecule: messenger RNA, 1260 nt
Organism: Merops nubicus (carmine bee-eater)
Lineage: Eukaryota; Metazoa; Chordata; Aves; Coraciiformes; Meropidae
Gene: NCF4
Product: neutrophil cytosolic factor 4, 40kDa
Exons: 10
Coding region: 183-1235 (350 amino acids)
Biological process (GO): respiratory burst; superoxide anion generation; phagocytosis
Cellular component (GO): NADPH oxidase complex
Molecular function (GO): protein binding; superoxide-generating NADPH oxidase activator activity; phosphatidylinositol binding
Source: RefSeq, a predicted model, not a curated record
GGGGAGAUAAAGGAGAAAUCGUCUGACACUGAAACAUUGAAAAAAGGUCUCUGAGGCCUUGCAAAGGAGUCUUGAUUCACACAGGGAGAACUGCUGUGACUGUCUUCAUCCUAUCCAACCAGGAACUGGCCAAGAAGUGGAGGAAUAGAGCUUAGCCAUCUGGAUUUAAGAAGCUGAAAACCAUGUCUCUUCCCCGACAGCUGCGAGAAAAGAGUGAUUUUGACCAGCUUCCAGAUGAUGUACCUGUUUCAGCUAAUAUUGCAGAUAUUGAAGAGAAGAAAGGCUUUACUAAUUAUUAUAUGUUUGUCAUUGAAGUAAAGCUGAAAGGUGGUGGCAGGUACCUGAUUUUCCGACGCUAUCGUCAGUUCUAUGCCCUGCACACCAAACUAGAAGAGAGAUAUGGGCCAGAGAGCCAAAGCAGCCCUUUUACCUGCACACUUCCCAUACUGCCAGGAAAAGUUUAUGUUGGGGCCAAGAAGGAGAUUGCUGAGAACAGGAUUCCUAUCCUAAACGUCUACAUGAAGAAUCUACUCUGCCUACCCGCCUGGGUGUUGAUGGAUGAAGAGGUUCGGCUGUUCUUCUACCACUCCACCUUUGAUGGGGAGCAGGUGCCUCACAGGCUGAGACGCCUUCGCCCACGGACACGCCGAGUGAAAAGCAUUUCCCCUCAAGUGCCUCCUUUUGACCGCAUGGCAGCUCCACGGGCUGAGGCACUGUUUGAUUUUUCUGGAACCAAUAAAUUGGAGCUCAGCUUCAAGAAGGGAGACUUGAUCUAUCUACUCAGCAGAGUAAAUAAAGACUGGCUGGAGGGCACAGCUGAUGAUGCCACUGGGAUUUUCCCAUGUGCUUUUGUGAAGAUCAUAAAAGAUUUACCACAGCAGGAGGGUGCAGUGAAUAAAGUUCGCUGUUACUACCAUGGUGAGACUGUGAGCACUGUCAGGGACAUCUCAGUGGAAGAGGAUCUGAGCAGCAUUCCAUCAUUUAAAGAUCUCAUGGAAUUGAUGAGGCAGGAAUUUGACCAAGAUGACAUUGCUUUGAAUUACCAGGACGUUGAUGGGGAUCUGAUCCGGUUGCUCUCUGACCAGGAUGUUGAACUCAUGGUGUCUCAGAGCAAGAAAAGACCCUCUGAGAAGCAUUUCUUCCCUUGGAAGCUGCACAUCACUCACAAAGAUGACUUGGGUGUCUACAACACUGGUCCAGGAAUAGGUGUUACUCAAACACUAAGAACAACAUAAGUGCUAUGUAGAGACAUUCCAGUAG